Molecule: messenger RNA, 8081 nt
Organism: Haplochromis burtoni (Burton's mouthbrooder)
Lineage: Eukaryota; Metazoa; Chordata; Actinopteri; Cichliformes; Cichlidae
Product: dipeptidyl aminopeptidase-like protein 6
Exons: 26
Coding region: 4752-7298 (848 amino acids)
Biological process (GO): proteolysis
Molecular function (GO): serine-type peptidase activity; dipeptidyl-peptidase activity
Source: RefSeq, a predicted model, not a curated record
UAGUUAAUUAUAGUUAUUGUUUAGAAUAAUGCUUCUUCAAAAAGAGUCAUGGAUCAUACAGUAGCUAGCAAUAAAUCCAGUACCAAGGCCUGGUACUGGAUUUCUUUGUUUGGUUAUUGCUGAGCUGCCAGAAAGAUAAAUCAGCCCUCAGCACACAGACUCUCUACUUGGACCACCAUCUCCACCAUACGUAAAAUGAUUCUGCUGGUCCUAUUUGGGAAAUGGGAUCCAAGUCAACAGUGAAGCCUGAGAUAACAAAUGCAUUUUUCCCCCCUCUUCCUCUCCAGCCCUGCAUUUGCAGAUUACCUUUGUGCCUCUUACACUUGAUAGGCACUCAUGUUUCACCCAUCGUUACGGCUCACACCCGCUCACAGCUCCUGGCUCUUUUUCUAUUUCCCCCCACUUCAGCACCUCCUUCCUGCUCAUGCUGUCCCUCUAAAUUUCCUGGGGACUUUAUCUUGCCCAUUUCAAAUAGGAUUUCGACUCAAUUCGCCAUGCUUCAUGUCACUUUGCUGGCAAAUCCACAGUUGAUAUAGACACAUCAUAAAAACUGCCGCAUGAGCAAAAUAUGAUUUGUCAAAACUUUUUUUUCUUUCCCCCCCUCCUCGUGUUAUUUGUCAUUUCCGAGAUUUGUUUCUCCUUCCCAGUGCUCUGAUUCGUCAUGAGAGAUUGCCGCCCCGGCGCUGGGGCAGAUGGGGAGUGUCGAUCAAAGAGCGAUGUUGCCUUCGGAUUGGUGUUGAGGCGAGUAGGUGGUUUCACAGCGGCAAGUGACAGCACCUAUUAAUUUGGCCAUUUAAUUUUAAGUCCAACAGCGUCAGGCUCCACCACCUUCAAUCUCCCCCUGUCAUUCAAAACAAGCCUCAAGCCAACAGUCACAAACACACACGUAUACACACAUUCCCCAACUAGCAUGGAGAACACAAAAAAGGUUUUUAAUCUAAAGCUGAAACUUCUGUGAGAAUCCAAGAACCCAAGAAGAAGCCUUUAAAUCAAUCAGGCUUUUAACCUACCACAUUUUAAACUGCAGCUGCUGCAUCUUGGAGAUACUUAGGGACAGAUGCCGGGGUGCAUUUUCAAAUUGGGUUCCCUCAUCGUCAGCUAGAGGUCCAACAGACCCGAAUAUCUUGGGUAAUGACUACUGAUCCUCUCUCUGUGAAGCUCAGGAUUGGAGGUGGAGCUUUAUGACAGUAUCCUCAGUGAGAAAUGGACUGCAACAAUGAAAUGUGACACCACCGUAUAAAUUCAUGAGUUCUCGCUCUUUCUUUCUUCCGCACCUGAACUUUUGCUCCUGCUGUGAAUGCCUGCUCCCGUCACACCAUCAGCUGGGGGAUUUUCUUUUCUUCUGACAAGGUCAAACGUGUCUCUUAUUUGAUACAUACUUGGAAGACCUCGCCUUCUCUGUUUCAACGUUUCCAGCUAGAUUGAUUGCUCCAGUGCCAUAUCUGUGAAUGUAAUGAGAGCAGCACUGUAUGACUCUAUUCAUUCUCAUUCUUUUUUAAGUUCAUCUUAUCCUAAUUUGUGCAAGUUGUGAGAUUCAAUUUUUAGAAUGGAUUCUUAUCUAAGAAAGUGUCCCUAAGGCCCCCUUAUCCCUAAUGGAUUGUCAUUCUUAUGGGUUCCUAGGGCAAAAAUUUGAGGGUUAAACUUCACCUUUUAAAUCAUGAACUUUUAAUACCUUCGACAUUUAUUCCCUUAGCAUAAAAAAAUUGAUCUUUUGUAUAAUUCAUGUUGCUUAAAGCUUGUCAGAAUGAUCGACCGCCUCCCUUGGCACACAUUAAUUGCUGUCUGGCAGUCCAGCAGCUGAAGAUGUGCUGGCAGUGACACAGCUUUUGAAAAUACUGUGGACGGCGACCCAACAACUCCCUCUGCCACCUUUACUGUGGCAGCUGCUUCUGCACUGCCUUCAUUUUUAUGAUGGAGGAAAGGAUUUAGAGAGUGCAGCCCUCCAGAGUAGUUCCAGUCCGGGGAGAGACAUGUGGCCUGAUAAGUAUGGCUCUUGCACAGCAGCAUGAAAUGAGAAACUAUCCAUCAUAAAUCAUGAUGGCUGCUUGACAGAAUGGGAUGCUCCGGCAAAUGAACUUGUGAGUGUGCUUGCAGUUUUUGAAUGAAAGCAAAAAUUGUCAUAUUGAUGUUUUUCUUUCCUUAGGUAGCUGAGUGGCAUUUAUUUACUUUAAAAAAUAUAGAAAUAAAUAUUUGAAAUUAAGUUGCUCUUAGCCACUAGACAGUAGUGAAUUCUUGGCACAGAAAGAAUCCCCCCAACACUUACACAUCUGGGAAGGUUGCAUUUGUGAUUGCAGUUUGUAGGUCUAAUUUAAAAAGAAACAGAAGCUGCUAAGUUGUCUCUGUUCUGCUUGGUUAUCAGGCAAUAUCGUUAGGAAAGGUGUAUUUUUCAGUAUAACUGACUUUUUUUUAGCUUCUCUCAUCCUUUUAAAAUCUUCAGUGUCCCGCUCAGCUAAUGUCAGCCAGUCUUUGCCCACAAACAAAAUACUCUGACUGGGAUUAGAACAUGCAACUCUGCCCUCUGCUGCCCAGAUUUAGCGCUGAUCUGCUCACAGCACUGCUGCAUUUAGCUCUACAUCCAGCAAUGGGGAGGCCCAGAAAUAAUCCAAUUUUGUCCAUAUAUGAUUUUAGUCAGUAAGUUAAUCGGAUACGAGGAAAUAGCAGCGAGUCUAAGUCAGACCACAAUGCCAGUCUGGAAAGUUUCUUUCCUUUCUUAAUUGUAUUAAUAAUUAUGCUGAGGAUGUUACUCAGCCCACCUUAACAUUAACUGCAUCAGUGCUCUCAGGAUUUCCUGCUGUUUGACAUAUCUUGCUUCACAGGCUUUUUUCUCUUUUCUUCUCCUUCUGCUUAAUCGCAUCACAGUACCUAAAAAUUGAAUUCCAUUUCUGGGUUGUCUGCCACAGUCUGAGAUGGAUUUGAUGGGUUGAAACACAUUUUUGGGGGGGUGGGCAUGAGUCUGUACUGUGCAAGUUGGAAGCUGUGGCAGUGUGUGCCUGUCUAAUCUUUUUUUAGGAAGUCAUCUUAAUUAAAGGGUAAACUUAAACAGAUGUGGGCUGUUAUAUGUGAGGGGUGUUUGCAAUUCAUGUGGCGUUAAGCUUCUCCUUGAGGACUCGAGAACUUGAGAGGUAGUUGGGCUGUGGUGAGUGGAUGAGUUAGUCUGUGUUUGGCAGAAAUCCCAGCAUGCUGAGCUUGUUGAAUACACAGAGGGAGGUGUUCUGUAUCCUGUGACUACUCACAAAACCAAAUUAGAUGACAGAUUCCGGGUCUGUUGUAUAAAAUGAGUCUCCUCGAGCUGGCACAGCAAAAAAGAAGUGUGUCUUAGAGGCCAGUCAGCAUCGCAAAGAAACUGUUUUGACUGCCUUUAGAUGUUUUCCUUCUUGAAAUUUAAAGUGUGUAAUCGUUUACUUUAAAAGUGGCUCUUUUCUUCAUUUCAAAACAUUCAAAGUUGUUUUGUUUAAACAGAUACACCGAUAAUUAAGCAAUCAUUUAAUUCACGUCUUAUGUAAAACAAAAGAAAAAAAAAAAGGAAAAAAAAGCCAAACAUUUAUCAGGUACAGCAUCUCAGAUGUGAGUGAAGAUAUAAGAAAGUAAUAAACAAGACAGUGAGUGUCCUUAGGAUUUGGAUGACUGCUGAGAUGACAGCAGACAAUUUGAAGUGGUCCCUUUGGGCUCCUCGAAAUUAUACAUCAUUAUUCUGUUAAAACAGGAAACCAACAGGCAGACGAGUCAGUAAUAGAAAUAAUUAGCUUGAUGUGUGAUUUAAUGGAGCUCCAGGCUUAAAAUGCAAGUUUAUUCUGUCUUAAAGGCGGUGACUUGUCUCAUCUCUGUGUUUGCAGCUUGCAUUUUGCAAGAAAACAGUAUUUUUGUUGUUUAAUAGGAAAGCAAAUAAGCGUCUCUUGUCACCUGUCACCUGUCACCUGAAACACAGAGGGUGUAAACUAAUAUGGAAGAUUGGGACCGCAGGAAAUCUCACUGAGUGAUAUCAGAGAAACCAAUCUUCCCAUUUUAUGCUCUAUGAAAACCUGUCUCCUUGAAAAUAUGUCAUGCCUGUCUGGGUCUUCUGCGCGGUGGUCCACAUGAGGGCACUCUUGCUCUCUGCAAAGCAGCUCUGUAACCCAAAUGGAGGCAAAGAUUAAAAACAAAACAAACAACAACAAAAAAAACCCCCAACUAUUAGAUUUACUAGAACCUGAUCUAUGUGCCAAGUCAAUCACCGCAAGUUUUCACCGCAAAACCUGCACUUUAAUGUGUUAAGGUUGCUUUGUGUCGUUCGCAGCUGUUUUGCACACCACCUGGUGUCUGCGAAUACUUGUAAGGCAAAGCCCCAUCACUCCCUGGACGUUUAUCAGCCGUCACCUUCUUUUCUACCACAAGGGAGGGAAAGAGAAGCGGGAUAUCAACCAGCCGAGGCUGGCUUCUCCCCUUUUUUUCGGGUCCGACCGGGGUGCUCGAGUCAGCCUCCUUGUAUUUGCAUCAGUUCGGGAUCAAGUUGGGAAAGUGUGGGAACUGCGUUGCUGCAGGAUCGUUGAGACCCGACCGGCGAGCCUGAAAGUACGUGCCAUGCAUCCUGAACACAGAGUGAUAUUUUUUUUUCUUUCUUUCAACUGAACCAGAGCGUCGUGUAAUCGAAUCACUCCAGCCAUAGCGGAUCGACCUGCUCGAACUUUUUUGUAUAUGUGUGUCCGCGCGCGCGCAUUUAUUGAUUGAGAGCAGAGCCAAGUUAUCCCUUCUUUAUUUUAUGACAAGCAGUCGACAUGGCGUCACUGUAUCAGAGAUUGACCGGCAAGAUCAACACGAACAAAUCCUUCCCCAACCCUCCAGAGGCGAGCCACCUCCUCGGGCAAAGUGUGGAAGGGGAGAGUGCGGCGCAGAGCCAACGAACCCGGUUUCAGCAGCACGGCCGGCGCUGCGAGGACGAGGAUGAGCUGGUGGGCAGUAACCCUCCGCAGAGGAACUGGAAGGGAAUAGCGAUCGCCCUUCUUGUCAUUCUGGUCAUCUGUUCGCUGAUCGUCACCUCCGUCAUCCUGUUGACACCAGGUGAGGAUGACCGUCUGGCUCUGAAGGGCAAGGUGUCAGUUGGAGACCUCUUUAGGAAGGAAUUCAAGGUUCAUGACCCAAAUGCCAAAUGGAUAAGCAGUAAUGAGCUGCUGUACCGCAAUCAGGACGGCGACGUCGUCAAGUUCAACGUCGACACCAACGAGCAAACCAUCUUAGUGCAUAACAAGAAAUUUGAAAUGUACAAAGCCAGCAAGUAUGAGGUCUCUCCUGACCUGAAGCAUGUGCUGCUGGCCUACAAUGUUGCACCGGUGUACCAGUAUUCCUACACGGCCUUCUACAUCAUCUGCAGUCUGGAAACACCGGAAACGUGGAACCUGAACCCUCCAGAGGUGCGAAACGCUCAGCUUCAGUAUGCAGGCUGGGGACCCCAGGAUCAGCAACUGAUCUUCAUUUUUGAAAACAACAUCUACUAUCGGUCUAAGGUGGAGAGCCGUUCUAUUCGUCUGGUAUCUACCGGUAAAGAAGGUGUCAUCUUCAAUGGGCUCAGUGAUUGGUUAUAUGAGGAGGAGAUUUUCCAGUCCCACAUUGCCCAUUGGUGGUCUCCAGAUGGUGCCAGGUUAGCAUACGCCACCAUCAAUGACACCUUGGUGCCCAGGAUGGAGCUGCCAAUGUUUACAGGCUCACCCUACCCAAUAGGGAAAGAGUACCAUUACCCUAAGGCUGGAGAGGAAAAUCCAGUCAUCACUCUUUAUGUCGUGAACCUUAACGGCCCUCUGCACACCAUUGAAAUGAGGAGGCCUGAUGAUCCCAGGAUAGGUGAGUACUAUGUGACCAUGGUGAAAUGGGCCACCACCACCAAACUAGCCAUUAAUUGGCUGAACAGAGCACAGAACAUCUCAAUCCUCACACUGUGUCAGGCUACAACGGGAGUCUGCACUAAGAAACACGAAGAUGAAAGUGAAGGGUGGCUCCACAGGCAGAAUGAGAAGCCGCUCUUUUCCAAAGAUGGUCUGAAGCUGUUCUUCACACGGGCCAUUCCUCAAGGAGGCAGGGGCAAAUUCUUUCACAUCUCCAUGUCCAUCUCCCAGCCCAACAUUAGUACAGACACACUGCAAUCUAUCACAUCUGGAGACUGGGAUGUCACUCAAGUUCUGGCCUACAACGAGGAGAACCAACUAAUAUACUUCUUGAGCACUGAAGAUGGUCCAAAGCGACGGCAUCUGUACAGUGCGGACACAUUUGGUUCAUUCAACCGUCGCUGUCUGACCUGCGCCUUGUCCAACAGCUGUGGAUAUAUCAGUGGCUCCUUCAGCCUCAACAUGAGCUACUUCCUGCUCAACUGCCAAGGGCCGGACAUCCCGUUUGUGGCUGUUUACAAGACACAGAGAGACACAGAAAGUGAGACACAAGACAGAGAAAGUAUUGUAGAAGUCUAUAAACUGGAGAGCAAUGAGAAAGUGAGGCUGACCUUGGAGUCCAUGCAGAUGCCCAUAGUGGAGUACAAGGAGAUCAACAUGGACGACUAUACCUUGUCGAUGCAGAUCCUGAAACCAGCUGGCUUUGUCGAAACGUCACACUACCCUCUGCUCCUGCUUGUCGAUGGGACACCUGGUGACCAGAUGGUGUCAGAGCAGUUUCACUUGGAUUGGGCCACGGUGCUGGUGAGCAGCUUCGGCGCCAUCGUGCUGCGUUGUGACGGGCAAGGCAGCGGCUUCCAGGGCACCAACCUGCUGCAUCGGAUCCAGAAGAAACUGGGCGUGUUUGAGGAGCAGGAUCAGAAGGAUGCACUUAAUUUUAUUCUAAAGGAGCCCUAUGUUGACAAAAACAGAGUCGGAGCAUUUGGAAAGGUGUAUGGAGGCUAUGUGACCAGCCUGUUGGUCAGCGGUGAGGAAUCUCCUGUAAAAUGCGGCGCUGUCCUCUCACCCAUCACAGAUUUUGAAUUGUAUGCUUCUGCAUUUUCUGAGAGAUACCUUGGACUGCCCAAACCUGACACAAGAGCAUACACGAUGGCAAAUUUAGCCCACAGAGCGUCUCAGUUUAUGGAUAAGAAGUUUCUGAUUAUCCAUCCUACAGCUGACGAAAAAGUCCACUUUCAACAUACAGCGAAAUUCAUUGCCCAGCUCAUCAGUGAAAAGGCCAACUACACCCUACAGAUCUACCCAGACGAGGGCCACUUCAUCCACAGUGAAGCAACGAGGCAGCAUCUCAGUCAGUCCUUGGUGAACUUCUUUGAGGAGUGCUUCAGGCUACCAGAAAGAGUGUUUGAGGAGGCUCUGGAAGAAGAGAUUGAAGAUGAGGGUUAGACUGGCCUCAUAGGGCUCCUCCUGUGCCCCAGAUCCUUCCAACCCAUCUGGUCAUCUACCUCCCUCCAUUCUGUCCCUGGUGUCCACAGUAUGCAACUCUCAUUUGUCUUUGGUCCAUCGUUUUCCUCCCUGUGUCCACACACUGCACCUGAGACUGCCUUUUUCCAGCAGACAACACAUUUGAUCCUCCACCCAUUCUUACUCCCUUCCCUCCUGCCCCAAGUUGGAAUCAAAAAGGCUCGUGAGAGCCAGUAAAGACUGAUGACCUGAUAUGAAGUCUGGGAAAAUACUGACGGGAAGCAGUCUUCUCCACAACAGGGGAAGGACCAGCUCCUCAAAAGCAGUGGAGAGAAAGCAUCAGCUCUCACACAGACUUAAAGCUGUGAGGAGAAGGAACACUUUAUAGCACAUAACUUGUGGGCUUGUAUAUUAAUGAAAAUCAGACCCCUGGUGAAAAACGCUAACUGGCAUUGGUCAUAAAUGGGUGUCUGGAAUAGUGGGGAUACAGGAAAUGUUACUAUUUUUAAAGUUGUGAAGAACUUUUCAUGUUGGACUGUGAUUGUGUCUGUUGUUCUUACAGUAUGUAAAAUAGCACACAAGCAUUCAUCCAGCUAUAACAUGUUUUUCUUUUGGUACUCAUGUUUGCCCUGAUGUUAGUUUUAUCUUGUAAAUUUCAUUUUACGUAUUUCAGUGAUGCUGACAGAAUUCCCUGUUUUGAAAACUAUUCCAAGAGAAAAAAUACCUUUAUUUAUCUGACACAGUUUUAUUGUGACGCUCGCGGUU